Messenger RNA from Belonocnema kinseyi, 979 nucleotides. It is a transcript of the gene mRRF1, whose product is annotated as ribosome-recycling factor, mitochondrial. Bases 58 to 882 code for a protein of 274 amino acids. The transcript has 2 exons. NCBI's taxonomy places the organism in Eukaryota, Metazoa, Arthropoda, Insecta, Hymenoptera, Cynipidae. Gene Ontology annotation, cellular component: mitochondrion. The record is from RefSeq and is a predicted model, not a curated record. Gene Ontology annotation, molecular function: ribosomal large subunit binding. Gene Ontology annotation, biological process: translation.
GCGACAUCUUGCGAUUGUACACUAAAGAGAAUUCUAGUUGGAUGAACAUUAGUAAAUAUGAGGAAUAUUAGAGAAUACAGUCGGCUCAUUUAUAUGAUAGGCAGUAGAUCUUUCCACUUUUUACCUUUGAUCAGGUAUUCUACAAGCAUGGAUGUGUAUCCUAGCACCUUCAGAGAUUUAAGUUUUCCGAGCAAGUUCUUGUCAGAAUUAGAUGACAUUUACUGGAACAACGGGUCACGAAAAUUAUCUGUUAGUUGUGGUGCGUAUGCAAAAGAAAAAAAUCGUGGUGGUAAAAAGAAAAUUGGUAUGGCGAAAGCGGAUCUACAAGAAAUGAGUCAAUAUCUAAAUGUUCAGAAAUUGGCUUUAAACAUGGAAAAUGCAUUAGAGGCUAUGAAAAGUGAUUUUAUUAAAAAUGUCACUAUACGCUCAUCUACAGGAUCCAUUGAGGAAGUUGCAGUGACAUUUGAGGAAAAAGAGUAUUGUCUCCAAGAAUUGGUGCAAGUCGCUCGAACCCCAAAUCAUGUCAUACUUAACGCCUCUGCUUUUCCGCAAGCUAUUCCGCAAAUACUUGAAGCACUUUCCAAAAGUGGCAUGAAUCUAAAUCCUCAACAGGAUGGCACGAAGAUAGCAAUACCUAUUCCUAAGGUGACAAAGGAACAUAGAGAAAACUUGUCUAAAAAUGCAAAAGCUCUAUUUAUCAAGUGUCGUGAUAAUCUAAAAGACAUACGAAAUAAACAACUGAAAAACUUGAAAAAUAAUUCUGAUAUCAACGAGGAUGCGUUUUAUAGAUUAAAAGUUCAAGUGGAAGGGCUUUGUCAUCAACACGUACAAGAAGCAGAAAAGAUCCUUAAAUCAAAGCAAAGUGAAUUAUUAGGACACUAGAAGGCGUUGUGCAUUAUUUAUUUAGGUGUUUGAUCAUUACAAUUAAUAUACAAAGCAGUGUUUGUCAGUCUAUAAUAAAUUAACUCCUGAUUAUGCA